AUGACGUCGCUGCGCCACGCCAACCUGUGCGAGCUCCACGCGGCGUUCGUGAGCCGCGGCGAGCUGUGGCUCGUGCUGCAGCUGCACGAGGCGGGCUCCUGCGCCGACAUCCUACGGCUGAGCGCUCCGUCGGGCCUCGGCGAGAGGGCGGCGCUGGCGGUGGUGCGCGAGGCGUGCCGCGCGUUGAGCUACCUCCACUCCCUCGACCUCAUCCACCGCGGGCUCAAGGCCGCAGCACUGCUCGUCGACGCGGCCGCGCGCGUGCGCCUCUCCGACUUUGGCCUCGCCGGCGCUCUGGUCGAGUUCGGCGAGCGGCGGCGCAAGCGCGAGACCUUUGUCGGCGCCGGGCAGGUCUACUGGCUGUCGCCCGAGAUGCUCGAGCAGACGGCGGGGCACGACGCGGGGGUGGACGUGUGGGCGCUGGGCAUCACCGCGAUCGAGCUCUGCAGCGGCGAGCCGCCCCACGCGGGCGAGCCGCCCAUGAAGGUGAUGCUGCGUGUGCUUCAAGGAGAGCCGCCGCAGCUGGCGCGCGCGUCGGGGCCGGUCGCGGCGCUGCUCAGCGCGUGCCUCUGCAAGCGGACCGCCGACCGCAGCUCGGCCAACGAGCUGCUCGAGCUGCCCGCGCUGAGCGAGCUGCCGGAGCGGGCCUGC
Messenger RNA from Emiliania huxleyi CCMP1516, 651 nucleotides. RefSeq lists its product as hypothetical. Lineage: Eukaryota; Haptophyta; Isochrysidales; Noelaerhabdaceae. The record is from RefSeq and is a predicted model, not a curated record. The annotation marks the transcript as partial. The transcript has a single exon. Gene Ontology annotation, molecular function: protein kinase activity; ATP binding. Gene Ontology annotation, biological process: protein phosphorylation.